AAGUCUCACUUGCACUUCCCUACCUUUUCUUGCACCUGAAGCCUAUUCCACAGCCUUACUCGCUGCUCUCCCUUUAAACUCGCAAGUAGACCGGAACUUGAGCUUAGGGGAGCGCAGGGCGUUGAGAGGCUUCCAUGAGCUCCGGGUGCAGGUCGUCUCUCAGCUGCGUGGACGCACGUGUGCCUGUGAGAGCAACCUAUGUGAACCUCUACAAGUGGCCGGAGUCCGACGCCGAGUUCGUGAAGUCAGUGACCAGAGGAGGUGGUGAUGGAGGAGGAGGAGGAGGAGGAGGAAGAGUCGACGACCGCGUGGGCAGCACCAGCUUUGAUGGGAGGAGGAGGUGGAGUGCAGAACCGACGGUGGUCGAUAGCUACUCAUGCAGGCAGAUAUAUCUGAGGAGCUACACUUUUUCGAGGAAGGAGAGUGUCCCCGAGAAGACACUGCGGUGCCUCGGAAGAGUCAAGGAGAGAGCCGCUGUGUUCCCUUUCCUCCAACAGAAGAAUGAAGACGCUGCAGGAAGUAUUGACGGUGAUACCAGUAGUAAGAAGAACAUCGAUAAGAGGAAGACGAAGACGAAGACCAAAAGGAAGAAGAAGAAGAAGAAAAAGGCUUGCGUGACAGCGAGGAAGCUGCGCGAGAUGUCCUACUCCACCCUUUGUUUCAUCUUCCAUCGUCUCCUUUCCUGCACUUCCAGCGUCGAUGUGGUGGAUCGAGGGUGACAUGCAUCACGGAGUUGACGAGCGUCCUCUUUAUUCUGCAUCUCGUAUGCCUAUUCUUCUCGA
Molecule: messenger RNA, 782 nt
Organism: Musa acuminata subsp. malaccensis (wild Malaysian banana)
Lineage: Eukaryota; Viridiplantae; Streptophyta; Magnoliopsida; Zingiberales; Musaceae
Source: RefSeq, a predicted model, not a curated record